Coregonus sp. 'balchen' is the source of this 1494-nucleotide messenger RNA. Lineage: Eukaryota; Metazoa; Chordata; Actinopteri; Salmoniformes; Salmonidae. The record is from the annotation of a GenBank genome assembly.
GUUGACAUAGCCAUGCGCAUGGACAGUGGAGACCUGUUGGACUUCGUGGAGUGGGAAUGCUACGGCAUGCCGGCCACCAAGAACGUCAUCAUGUACGGCUGCUGCUCCGACCCCUACCCUGACAUCACCUACACAGUCCUGCUCCAACGCCGCUCGUCCUUCUACAUCUUUAACCUUCUCCUGCCCUGCUUCCUCAUCUCCUUCCUGGCCCCGCUGGGCUUCUACCUGCCGGCUGACUCUGGAAAGAAGGUGUCCCUGGGGGUCACCGUGCUGCUGGCUUUGACCGUGUUCCAGCUCACGGUGGCCGAGAGCAUGCCGCCGUCUGAGAGUGUGCCCCUUAUUGGCAAGUGCACACACAUGCACACACACACACAGAAUCCAUGUAUUUACAUGAAGUAACUUGUUUCCUAUCUUCUGUCUGUCACACAGGAAAGUACUACAUUGCUACCAUGACGAUGAUCACAGCCUCCACAGCGCUCACCAUCUUCAUCAUGAACAUUAAUUUCUGUGGUGCCGAAGCCAAACCCGUCUCCCACUGGGCCAAAGUCCUCAUCAUCAACUACAUGUCCAAGAUCUUCUUCGUCUACGAGGUGAGAGUGAACUGUGUCCCUGCCACCUCUUCCCCCUCCUCUUCCUCCUCACACUUUCGACAGGACUGUGAUGAGUGAUUUUGAAGGAGUCAGGCGCAGGAGGGUAAAUCACAGAACAGAAGGGUUUAUUCCAAAACACAGCGGUACGCAGCAAUGCGUAAAACAGGCUCACUGGAAAACAACAAGGCACACUGGUGAAAUAUCCCGGCGAUACAAAAUAACAGGAGCUCCACCGAGCUAAACUAACCUCCACAAUAAACAAUCACACACAAAGACAAGGGGGCAGAGGGAACACUUAUACAGGUACUGAUGAGGGGAUAUGAACCAGGUGUGUGUAAUAAACAAGACAAAACAAAUGGAAUGAUGAGAUGAGGAGCGUCAGUGGCUAGAAGGCCGGUGACGACGAACACCGAAGCCUGCCCGAACAAGGAGAGGCGACAGCUUCGGAAGAAGUCGUGACAAGGACGACUUCCACCACCACAACUUCAGCCCCCACCACCAGGCCAAAGGGAAACCGGGAGGCCACAGCGGGCAAGAGAACCAGUACCGCAACAAACACCCCAGACCCCAAACCCCUGGACCUCAACGUCACCCCAAGCCUUGACCCCAACACCACAUCACCAGAGAUGAGUAGACCCAUCUCUUCAGCUCCAAGUACGAGGGUUUUGAGUCCAACGGGAACCGCUCCCUGGGAGAUUGCUGUAAGGAGGCUCCGCCAUGCUGUCCAGAGGAUGAAAAGGCAGCCGUGGUCGCUGCUGUGGUGGCCUCAGUAAUCUUUGACCCCUGUGUGUUCUGUAGUCAUGGCAGCAGCUUACCUGGGGUGGACUCCAAGCUGGUGUGGAACGUGGAAUACAUUGCCAACUGCUUCUGGGAGCAGAGGGCCACCUGCGCCAAGGGGUCAUAG